Schistocerca gregaria is the source of this 691-nucleotide messenger RNA. RefSeq names its product V-type proton ATPase subunit G-like. NCBI's taxonomy places the organism in Eukaryota, Metazoa, Arthropoda, Insecta, Orthoptera, Acrididae. The record is from RefSeq and is a predicted model, not a curated record. Gene Ontology annotation, molecular function: proton-transporting ATPase activity, rotational mechanism. Gene Ontology annotation, biological process: proton transmembrane transport. Gene Ontology annotation, cellular component: vacuolar proton-transporting V-type ATPase complex. The coding region runs from base 326 to 691 and encodes 121 amino acids. The transcript has 3 exons.
UAUUGAUAGAUGCUGACCCCGAAGGCCUUACUGAGAAAUCUUUUAGAUAGCGACCAAACAUGUGAAGCAGUUAAAAAAUUGCAUGCCAAAGAACGCCAAAUUACGUUCCUAAGAUUAUGACAUGACCAGGGGAAGGCGCGAAGUGUCGCAACUAACUGGAAAAAAUGAAUUUGAUAGGUUAGGAAUUGCGCGUGCCAAUGGCCUGUUUGAUGGUGCGCAAAACUCCUCGAAUUUUGGAAUCUACAGAGAAACAGAGAAUUUAAAAGCAAUAAUUAGAUCUAACAAUUUUUAUUUUUUUUAACAAGUGAAAAUACAAUUGCGUUAAAUGUCUGACGGCGGAAUAACGAAACUGCGGCUAGCGGAACAGGCAGCGCAAAGUUCCGUAGAAAAAGCAAGGGAGGAACAUCGCGAGAAGAUCAAGAGGGCGCAGGUUGAAGCUCAAAAGGAGAUUGAAAAAGAAAGGAAAUUGAUAAAUGAGAAGUUGUCAGAAAAAGAUAAUGAGUUGUCGAAGGAAAUUGAAAAGUACAACCAAAAGCUUCAUGAGGAUACUAAGACCGUUAUAGAAAAAAUUCGUAAGAACACCGAAGAGCAUGGUGAAGAGGCCGUCCAAAUGCUGCUGGAUGUUGUGACCGAUGUGCGAAUUGAAGUCAGAGAUUCGACGUCAAUUCAUCCGUCAUUUGUAAAAGUGUGA